This is a messenger RNA of Ochotona curzoniae (black-lipped pika), 3081 nucleotides long. RefSeq names its product leucine zipper and EF-hand containing transmembrane protein 1 (gene LETM1). Gene Ontology annotation, biological process: intracellular monoatomic cation homeostasis. The record is from RefSeq and is a predicted model, not a curated record. NCBI's taxonomy places the organism in Eukaryota, Metazoa, Chordata, Mammalia, Lagomorpha, Ochotonidae. The coding region runs from base 45 to 2255 and encodes 736 amino acids. Gene Ontology annotation, cellular component: mitochondrial inner membrane. The transcript is spliced from 14 exons. Gene Ontology annotation, molecular function: calcium ion binding; ribosome binding.
ACCGGGAAGCCGCCGCAGCGCGCCCGACAGCCGCGGCCGGGCGCAUGGCGUCCAUCUUACUGAGGGGCUGCCGCGGCCGGGCGCCGUCCCGCGCCGCCGGCCCGAGGGGUGGCCUGAUGGGCCGUGCCUGCCUCAGCUGUCCCAGCGCCGUGGGGCUGGUGAACUGCGCGAAUGUUCCACGGGGCUGCUGUGCGCUGGCCCACCCCUCGCACCUUCCCUUCCGAGGCGAGCACCUCAGCCCGUGGACUCCGCGGCUCUGGCCACCAGGCACAGUGGGCAGGGCUCUGUGGGCGCCGGCCGCGGCAGGCUCCCUGGUGGUGGGACCCUGGCACCUGGCGGUGCGCGCCUGGCACUCCUCGCGUCCCCUGGCCGAGGACUCGGUGGUGGAGAAGUCGCUCAAGUCCCUGAAGGACAAGAACAAGAAGCUGGAGGAGGGCGGGCCUGUGUAUAGCCCCCCGACGCCCGUGCCGGAGAGAAAGUCCCUGGGGCAGAAGGUGCUGGACGAGCUGAGACACUACUACCACGGCUUCCGCCUGCUCUGGAUCGACACCAAGAUCGCAGCGCGCAUGCUCUGGCGCAUCCUGCAUGGCCACACGCUCUCUCGCCGGGAGCGCAGGCAGUUCCUCCGCAUCUGUGCAGACCUCUUCCGCUUGGUGCCCUUCCUAGUCUUCGUGGUGGUGCCCUUCAUGGAGUUCCUGCUGCCUGUGGCCGUGAAGCUCUUCCCCAACAUGCUGCCGUCCACAUUUGAGACCCAGUCCAUCAAGGAAGAGAGGCUGAAGAAGGAGCUGCGGGUGAAGCUGGAGCUGGCCAAGUUCCUGCAGGACACCAUCGAGGAGAUGGCGCUGAAGAACAAGGCAGCCAAAGGCAGCGCCGCCAAGGACUUCUCGGCCUUCUUCCAGAAGAUCCGAGAGACCGGGGAGAGGCCCAGCAACGAGGAGAUCAUGCGUUUCUCCAAGCUCUUCGAGGACGAGCUGACGCUGGACAACCUGACGCGGCCGCAGCUCGUGGCGCUGUGCAAGCUGCUGGAGCUGCAGUCCAUCGGCACCAACAACUUCCUGCGCUUUCAGCUCACCAUGCGGCUGCGCUCCAUCAAGGCUGAUGACAAGCUCAUUGCCCAGGAAGGGGUAGACAGUCUCACCGUGAAGGAGCUGCAGGCAGCGUGCCGGGCCCGGGGCAUGCGGGCUCUCGGCGUCACCGAAGACCGGCUGAGGGACCAGCUGAAGCAGUGGCUGGACCUGCACCUGCACCAGGAGAUCCCCACGUCCCUGCUCAUCCUGUCCCGAGCCAUGUACCUCCCCGACACCCUUUCUCCUGCUGACCAGCUCAAGUCCACACUGCAGACUCUGCCCGAGACUGUGGCCAAAGAAGCCCAGGUGAAGGCAGCGGAAGUGGAGGGCGAACAGGUGGACAACAAGGCCAAACUGGAGGCCACACUGCAGGAGGAGGCGGCCAUCCGCCAGGAGCACCGUGAGAAGGAGCUGCAUGAGGCCGCGCAGGCAGCCGAGGCCAUGAAGGACACGCCACUGGAAGAAGCAGAAGCCGCCCCCGGACGGCCAGACAUGGAGCCUAAGCUGGAGGCCCCUGAGGUGACCCUGCCGUCCGAGGUGCUCAAGGACACGGCCCCUGUGCUGGAAGGCCUGAAGGAGGAGGAGAUCACCAAGGAGGAGAUUGACCUGCUCAGCGACGCCUGCUCCAAGCUGCAGGGGCAGCAGAAGGCGCUCAGCCGCGAGCGGGAGGAGCUGGAGCUGCUCAAGGAGGACGUGCAGGACUACAGUGAGGACUUGCAGGAGAUCCGGAAGGAGCUGUCCAGGACGGGGGAGGAGGAGUUCGUGGAGGAGUCCAAGGCCAGCCAGCGCCUCUCCAAGCGGGUGCGGCAGAUGAUCGGGCAGAUUGACGGCCUGAUUGCACAGCUGGAGGCCGGGCCCCAGGCUGGCACAGCGAGCCCCACGCAGGGCGCCACCACAGGGGAGAGCUUCAUUAGUGUGGAGGAGCUCAUCACGGCCAUGAAGCAGAUCAAGGACAUUCCAGAAAGCAAGCUGCUCAGGCUGGCCUCAGCCCUGGACGACAACAAGGACGGCAAGGUCAACAUCGACGACCUCGUCAAGGUGAUCGAGCUGGUUGACAAGGAGGACGUGCAGGUCUCCCCUAGCCAGAUGGCAGAGAUUGCGGCGACCCUGGAGAAGGAGGAGAAGGUGGAGGAGAAGGAGAAGGCCAAGGGGAAGGCCGAGAAGGAGGCAGCAGAAGCCAAGAACUAGGUGCCCCAGCCUGGCUGUGGGCAUGCGUCCCUCCACCGUGAUCCCCGGAGAGUGGCACGUCAGGGCUGAACCACAGCCCCCAAGUCAGACCGCUCGCUGCUCAUGUGCGCCAUUCCAUGAGGCUGCAGCCGGCCCUCCCAGAACCGUGGCAUCUGGACUCGCCGCGCCGAGCAGCCCCAGCCCAGCCAGGCUGGACGGGAAGCGCCCCCUCCCCACUCCUCACCCACUGUGCCCCUACAGCCGGACGGGACGCAGUGGCCAAGCCCGAUCCGUCCUCUGCCCCACGUGCUGACUGCGCCUCAUCUCGGCGUGGCCUUGGUGCGGUCACUCGCUCCCCCCACCGCAGCCUGGGCCCCUGGGAGCCGUCUCCAGGGCUUCUCCGGCAGCCACCGCCCGCCUGGACCCGUCCCCCGCCUCCUGGGUUCUGCCUUCAGGGCUCCCCCUCCCCACGCUGCGGCCACCUGCGCGGUCUCGCCUGUCUACUCUGGACUCAGGCUGCCCCUGUGCUCUGGGAUGGACAUGGCCUUCUCACAGGCCGGCUCCCCCGGACUGGACUGCCGGUGGCACUAUGUCCAGGCGCUCUGGGCCUCGGCUGGCUGUCUCCACACGCGAGGUCCUGCUUUUCUGCCUGUGCCCUGGGCCAUGUGUGCCAUGCCAGGCUGUGGAGGAGUCAGGGGCUGCCCCUUCCCUGUGGCUCCUGGGGUGGUGCCCACCAUGCUUGUCCUCCCCAUGUCAGUUGGCAGUCUGUACCUGACCAGCCUGGGCCCUGUGCUGGUGCCAGCGUGUGGCAUUUUCUAGAAUCUGACAUAGGGUGAUUUAAUAGAAA